Molecule: messenger RNA, 1908 nt
Organism: Chara braunii
Lineage: Eukaryota; Viridiplantae; Streptophyta; Charophyceae; Charales; Characeae
Source: the annotation of a GenBank genome assembly
UUCGGUCAAAUUGGUAUGUAUCCAAACCUGCCCCACGCUCAGAAAGUUGGGGAAGGACCAUCACAAGGGCGAAGAGCAGAUGGGGGUCAGCCUCAGCACGCUCUGCCACCACAAGGUAAUCAAGUUCAUAACCAAUUUCAGGGACAAGGACAUGGCCAAGGAUACGAUGAGGGUAGAAAUGGAGGAAGAGGAAAUAGCCAUGGAGGAAGAGGAUUCGGAGGAAGAGGAAAUGGUGGACAAGGUAGAUCAGCAUGUGCUGACGAUGGGGAGAGUGCACUAUCUUGUCAACUCACUCCUGCAAGUUCAGACUGAGAAUGAAGGAGAGAUAGUAAAGGCAGACGAGAUAGUGCUGGAGGAUGAUCUCGAGUUUGAUGAAGAGAUGAAAGGAGAAGAGUUUGAACAAGGUGAGAUCUCAAAAGAUUUCCGGGAAGAGGAAUAUGACGGAUUUCACCUAGAAAUGCGACUUCUUCUCUCCAGGGAUAAGCGAGAAAGGGAUGUUAGUGAAAAAAAUCUUCGUAUGAGAGAUCACUACAUACUGAGGGGAGACCAUCUCUUCAUCAGGGAUAAAAGAGGACCUCCCAGGAGAGUCAUUUGUGACAGGAAUCGGCAAAUCGAUGUCAUCGCAGCUCUUCAUGACGGACCUGUAGGUGGUCACAAGGAUUUUGUCACUACCAUCAAGAAGGUGACCGAACUGUACUUUUUGGAGGGUAUGUACGGGAUGAUUCGAAAGUACUGCAAGUCGUGCGUCCAUUGCCAAAUCAGGUCACCAAUCAGAUACAAGGAACCUCCACAUCCAAGGUAUAUGAAGGAUGUAGGGGCAGUGAUCCACCUGGAUCUCCUAGCAAUGAUAUUGGGACUUGAAAGUUAUAAUUAUAUCUUUGAUGUCCAAGAUAAUCUUACAGGAUUUGUUGAUGGAAAGGUCAUCCGGACCAAGACUGGAGCAGUCUUGACCGAAUGCAUCAAAGAGUAUUACCUCCGAUAUCCUUUGGUGGUGGAGUUUACAAUGGACAGGGGAUCUGAGUUUACGUGUAGAGAAGUGAAGGAACUGCUGGACGAUCUUGGAGUUAUUGCCAAGUAUACGACCAGGGUACAUCCUCAGGCAAAUGCACCUGUUGAAAGGAGACACAGUACUAUCACUAAUUUGCUGGCAAAGUGGACAGUUGGGAAGCCAACCCUGUGGCCGAAGUUCCUGCGAACAGUGUUCUUUGUCGAGAACAUCACGGUCACGAAAACCACAGGUUAUGCCCCUGCAACCUUGUGGGAAGAUUGUGAAUGGUUCCAUGAAGGGGAAGCUGAAGUGGCCGAUAAGUUGGAAAAGAUGGAGGAAGGAAAGAGAAGGGAAUUGGAGAUCCCCAUUCAGAAACUCCAAGACAGGAUAAGGGAGAAGACAGAAUUGCUCACGCAAGGGGUGGCAAGCCAUGUUCCUGAAAUUUUGAAGGAGAUUCAAAGAUUAAGAGCAAGGGAAGAGAAAAAGGAUAUGCAGUGGACAAGAAUGGAGAAGGAAGUGGAAAGUUUGAAAGCUGAGAUAGAAAAGACAAAGAUUGAACGGGGGAAGUUGGAAGUGAAGGUGGAGGCACUAAGCACAACCCUUGACAACAAGAGUAAGGAGGUGGAGACAGGGAAAAUGAAAAGAAAAAGGUUGGAAAGAGAAGAUGGUAAGUUAGAGGCAAAAGUCAGUGAGCAAGGUAAGGUGAUUGAGUCGGAAAAGAGUGAAAGGAAGUAGGAGAGUGAGAAAUGGGAAAAGAAAUGGAAAGAGGUGGAAGAGACAUUGAAAAAAUCCAAAGUGGACAUUCAGGAGAAGGUCGAAGCAAGAGACAUUAAAAAGGUUGAAGACAGAGAGGAAAAUCCAAGGCAGAAAAGAGAAAUGGGGGAACUUAGUGAUAAAAAAGAUAAAGGACUCAGAGUAAU